Molecule: messenger RNA, 2273 nt
Organism: Pseudophryne corroboree (corroboree frog)
Lineage: Eukaryota; Metazoa; Chordata; Amphibia; Anura; Myobatrachidae
Exons: 5
Coding region: 225-1091 (288 amino acids)
Biological process (GO): cell surface receptor signaling pathway
Source: RefSeq, a predicted model, not a curated record
CAGUUAGGGGAGGAGACAUGCAAACCACAGACAACUGUCACAUAUCUGCUUUGAGACUGAGUAUAUCUCUUGUCAGAGGCACCUGUAUAGAAAGUGAGCUGGAGUUCCAGGUACUGGUGGAUGCAGGGAGAAAGAAGGAUAUAGAUAUCACAUUUGCAGUUAUUUGCAAUAGCAAGAAAAAAGGAUUAUAUUCUGCAACAAACUAGCAAUCUGCAUUAAGGAAUAUGGACGUUUUACAAACCAUCAUUAGCAUAGCAGCAAACAUCUACACGCAGUGCGACAGUGCCGAGACCAACAAGAAGCUCUGUGGUCUCCUGCAGCACAGGAUAGAGCACCUCAAGUUGUCAAUAGAGGACCUGGUAACCUACCCAGAAAAAUCUAAAAAGCUGAAGAGAAUUUUGCUAGGAUUGCUGUUUGCCCUGAAAAAUGCUGAACGCUGGGUGAAUAGAUACUCCAGAAGCCCAUGGUGGAGAAGGCUUAUAGAGGCCAAGAAAGGACAGACAAGGUUUCAUCUGAUCAAUGCCCAGCUGAGCCAUACAACAGAGGCUUUACAACUUCAAAUGGGUGUGGAGCAGUAUGCAGGGUUCCCUAAGAGAGAAACUGGAGAGGAUUUAGCCACACAGAGAUCAAGAGCAGGUCACAGAACAGGCACCGAAGUGAUUAACGAGUUCAUGGAGCAAAUAUGUGAUUUCAGAAGAUUCCUGUCCUCUAUAGACAGCGCUGAACGUAGACGAGAUCGUCUCAAGCAGGAGAUCAGAAAUGUGAAAGAAAACAUCUUGGAGCUGAUGGACUGGUCUCCCAAUUCCAAUAAAUUGGAGGCGUUGAUUGAUGAAGGCUCAUUAAUGGAAUACAGGGCCACAGAAUACUCCCGAGGCUGCUGUCUCACAAGAAUUAUUAGUAGACGUGGAAUGGCGAGAAUGCUCAGUGACCAAUGUCAGAUAAUCCACAAUUUACUAACGAUUAUGGACAAGAUAUCGCAGAGAGAGGACCAGAACAGAAGUGUGAUGCCCCCUGUACACACCAAAAUAUGGAAUCGAGUACAAGCAAUUUGGAGAAAAAUUUUCAACAAACAAGAAAAGUAUCGUCUUUGAGGAAGAUGAAUCCAGGAGCUCUUACAUAUGAUCUGAGGAAUGGUAGACCCCCCCCAUGGGGAACUGGAGAUAUCCGACUUGAAAGCAGUGGUCCCCAUCCAAGCCUGUUAAUUGCUCUUCCUAGCCAGAUAUUUUGGGUUCUGUCUGACUUAGAGUUUUUCUGAGGGAAUAAUCCAAAAGCUGUGACUCUCCCCUUUUGGUGGACACUGGCAGCUUGUCUCUACUAUGCCGAGAGCCAGAGAUAUCAGACUGCAAGCAGAUGGUCCCUGCUCCAGCCCCACAUGCCUAAUAUACAGUUUUAGAUUUUCAUUGGUGAAUUGCUCUGGUUCCUGAUCUCUGAUCCCCAAGUCCCCAAAACUUUCUAAAAGGUGGGACUCUCUAGUUUUUUAUCCCAUUCAAAGCUAAGAAAUAUAUUUUCAGAAACUGGAGAUAUCUUCAGUCAAGCAAGCUGUCCUCCCACCAGAAAAUUAUAAAUAUUAAGCCCACUCCACUAUCCACCCCUCCCCUACGUAUUAUAGUCCCCCUACCACCCUGGAAGUCAUGUACCUUCUUCAUUCAGCCCAAAGCCCCCUUCUACAGUUUAGCCCCAUCUGUGCAGUAAAGGAGUAAAUAGCAGAAAUAACUGCUCCAGGUACAACAUGCUGAGCGGAAGAUAGAACACCCACUACCGCCCGCGGAACAUCAAAGCUGCCGCUGAUAGCACCCUCCACCCCUACAGCUGGAGGAUAGGUAGGGGGCCCAGUGCAUUGCUGUGCCCAGGGGCCUACACUGCUGUAAAGACGGCCCUACCCCUCCCCCUCUUCUAGUCUACCUCUGACACUUACAUUUUUUUAGAAGUUACAGACUCUGUAUCAAUGCUCUAUCACCUCUCCUCUCUACCCACUUAUCCCUAUAUGGAACAUUCCCGAUUUCCCGCAAGGACUUUGAAGGGUUAAACAUGCUAUAUGAAUUGUUAUGUGUUUGAAUAGACACGUACGCACUCUCUACAAGAUGCCUUUGUCUGUUCAUAUAAUAUAAGGCUUGUGUGUGUCUUAUCUUCAAGGACAAUUACAUACUAGAUCAAAACUGUUACUUCUGUGUGUUACUAAAAUAUCCCGCAUGUAAUGUCGUAUGCUACUUCUAUUUAUCCAAUCAUAUGCUUGCACAUAUUGUAUACACCCAUGUUUCUCUUCUAUAUAGUAC